UUGCGUCGAAAGAAGCUAACUGUUGAGCACCAGACCGCCUGGGCCGGCUGGAGAUGGGGGCUCCGGAGCCCUCAGAGUUUUGGGUCCCUGGAGGAAGAGCUGCAGUACUGGAAGGAGCAGGCUGCCAGGCACCAACAGAGUGCGGAGGAGUCCCAGGAGGAACUGCAGGAGUUUCAGCAGAUGAGUCGGGACUAUGAGGUGGAGCUGGAGACGGAGCUGAAACAGUGCGAGGCACGAAACCGUGAGCUUCUUUCUGCCAACAACCGCCUCUGUAUGGAGCUGGAAAACUACAAGGAGAAGUACGAGACGCAGCACUCGGAGGCGUACCGGCAGAUCUCCAGCCUGGAGGGAGACCUGGCUGAGACCACCGCCGUCAGAGACCAGCUUCACAAAUACAUCCGAGAGCUGGAGCAGGCCAACGACGACCUGGAGAGGACCAAGAGGGCGACCAUCAUGUCGCUGGAGGACUUUGAGCAGAGGAUGAACCACGCUAUCGAGAGGAACGCCAUCCUGGAGAGCGAGCUGGACGAGAAGGAGGACCUGUUGGAGUCCGUCCAGAGGCUGAAGGACGAGGCCAGAGGUGUGUGUGUGUGUGUCAGUCAGGGUCAGAGUCAGGGUCAGGGGCUUGCGGUACAGCAGAAACAGGAAAGGAAGCUGUCCCUCAGCAGUGCAAUCAAAGACCCUUCUUCUUCCUCCUCCUCUUCUCCAGCCUCGCCGGGACUGCCCACCCCGCCCCUCACCCCCCCGGACAAACGAACUGAGGACAAAACCACGUCUUCGUCCUCCAACCAGCCCGUCCCCUCUGCCACCUCACCGUCCAGACCUCCAGCCUCAGCAGAGACCUUCAGCACCCCCCCGCCCUCCGUCAGCAGAGGUGAGAGCGUCUCGGGGACUCCUCUCACCGGGUCCGCCAGGAUCUCUGCACUGAACAUCGUCGGAGAGCUUCUGAGAAAAGUCGGGAACCUGGAGUCCAAGCUGGCAUCUUGUUGGGAAUACGUCCAGGAGCAGAAGGCGAGCCGCAGGGGCCACGCUGCUGGAUCGGGGGCCACGCCGGGCCGGAACAUCUCCUCAGAGAGCCAUCAACCCACCAACGGCCUCUACAGCAAGGGGCUGGUGACGAGGUUGGACUUCGGAGCAGGACCCAAGCUGCUGCUGUGAACGUGAAGACGUCCGUCCAGCCUGGAUUCAUCUUUGUGUUGCACGUCGUACGGACUUCUCUCUGAGAAAAUGGAUGUUUGCUUCGGAUACUUUUUGGAUGUCUGUCACCAGCUCGAGUCUGCAGUCGGAGAUGUUUAUUCAACUAACCUACUGGACUUAAGCUGCCGGUCACGUCACCUUUCUGCAACUCUUUUGGUGUUAUAAGUGUCGGCGUCAGUGGAGAGACGCUAACGGAUGAUGCUUCACGUUGGGACGAAGACGCAUCCACUCAAGGUGAAAAUGUUUGAAGUUACAGGGGAAAAUCCUUUAUCUUAAAGUGUAUUACUCCCAUGCAUGACGGGGUUUCCUCCCAUCGGUCUGGAGGGCAAUGAGAAAGAAUAACUCCGGGUGUCUGAGCUGUAGCGUGCACAUACAGGAAGUUGUUGCAGGAACAGCUUCAGGGGUCAAACCGAUCUUUAAAUACUUUAUAUUGUCACAAGUGUCGGUCUGAAGUGAAGGCUAAUUAUAGUCAAACACACCUUGUAGUCCUGAUAUCUUUAGAUUAUUACAGAUUACAGAAAAACAUGGACUUCAUCCGUCGUCACACAAUUAUCUGAAUUAGAAUUUAGAUUUUCUCACUUAAGGUUUCAAUGAACUGGGUUUAUUUAUCACUGACAGUCUUUAGAAGAAGUCAGAUAACUUAUUAAAAGCAUAAAGUUUAGCAGGGAAAAGAGUUUUGAUUGCAGAGUUUGUCGACAUCUAGUGGCCAUCGGUGGUUCUGCAUCUUAAAGCGUAAUUAAAACAUUGAAGUUUAAAUAAUAAUGAAGUCGUAUUUUCGUCGCUUCAUGUAACUCCGAGUGCUUCUGGUUUACGGCUCAUUAAACCUCAAGUGUUUUCUCAAGAUGAUCAGCAAAGCUUCUCUGAUGCAAACACAAUGAACUGAUCCGAGUCCUUUGGUAUUUGCUGAUACAGAUACUUAUAUUCACCUAAAUGACACCUCUGCCCCCUCGCUCCCAACUCUACAACCUGAAAAUACGAUGACAUAGAAUGUAAGUCAAAUACUUUUAUACAUAGACAUGCGUAGGAUUGAUUAAAGGAGUAUUCCACCCACAAACGGACCCUCUGUACGUCAGGUACUUCUGGUGUUUCUGGGGCUUCUUGAAGUCCUGAUGAAGUGAUGUAAAUGAACAGAACACCAUCUGUUUGCAAACACAACUCGUGCAGAACAAUAAAGUCUCAUUGAUCCAGCUCAUGUCACUACUUCACACACACACACUUUAAAUAAAGCUGCACUAUUUAAAAGGUGUUAGUGAAAAGUAUACAGCAAGGAGCGUUUUUAACAUGAAGCGUUGCCGUAUGUUGUUUGUUGUGUCCAAUACUUUGAUAUUAUGCGUUAAAAUGAAGACGAGCUGAGUCGUCUGCAGAACUACUUCUGUCUCGGGAGUGAAAUAGGAAACGUCUUCUGUUCGCAGGAGAUAUGAAUCCUUCAGUGAAGGCUACUUGUGUUUUAUGUUAAAAAGAAGAAGUAAUGUUUGACUUGUUAAAUACUGUAGACGGUCAGUCAGUCCUGCCUUCAGACCUACAAUCAGCUGCUCAGGGCAGACUGCACCGUAACACUUUAAUAACCAUCGUUAAUCCACGGGGGGGAACUGGUGGUGAAUCCAACGUUAACUUAUUUUACCAGUGACAAAGUAAUGUUUACAAAUCAUCAUAAUAAUAAUAAUAAUAAUAAUAAUAAACUAUUUAUAGAGCAUUUUUAAUACAAGAGACGCUCAAAGUGCUUUACAAACUAAUUAAAAUGCAACGCGUACACAAAAAAAGGGUAAAAAUAAUAACAAUAUUAAAAAUAAUAAUUAGAGAUUUUGUUAACAUAAAAAUAAUGACUUUAUUUAUAAACCAAAUUAUUUAAUUGUGCUUAAAAAAAGAUCUGAGAGCUCGUGAAGGUUUAUUGUUGCAGACGUAACUUUUAAUAUUUUAUAAAGUAUUAUUAAUUAAAGUUUGUAAACAUUAUUUUGAUGCAUAUUAUAAAAUUGCAACAGAUGAUUCUAAUAAAUUAAAUAAAAAAUAAUCUAUAAACAUUUCGAGCGAUAGUUAUAAUUAGUUUCUGGGCUAUUAUAGUUUACUGUAAUUAUCCUCUAAGAACCUUUAAUACAUGCAUAUAUCAUUUAGAAGCAAUUUUAUAUAACAAACUAAUAAUAUAACAAAUCAUAGCAAAGAAAACAGUAAACUUGUUUGUUAAUGAACGAUCAGACCUUUAAUUAAUGAUGGUUAUUAUGAAGUGUUUCCAUCGUUUGUGUGUUCUCACCUGCUCUUCGUCCUUCAGUGCUGCUUAUGUUUCUGAAAUCAAUAAACUUGAAAUGUAAAAUCUAAAUGUUGAUUUUGUUUC
Messenger RNA from Cottoperca gobio, 3523 nucleotides. RefSeq names its product nuclear distribution protein nudE homolog 1-like. Lineage: Eukaryota; Metazoa; Chordata; Actinopteri; Perciformes; Bovichtidae. Gene Ontology annotation, cellular component: centrosome; kinetochore; kinesin complex. The annotation marks the transcript as partial. Gene Ontology annotation, biological process: establishment of mitotic spindle orientation; chromosome segregation; centrosome localization. Gene Ontology annotation, molecular function: microtubule binding. The record is from RefSeq and is a predicted model, not a curated record. The transcript is spliced from 8 exons.